Molecule: messenger RNA, 6187 nt
Organism: Haliotis rufescens (red abalone)
Lineage: Eukaryota; Metazoa; Mollusca; Gastropoda; Lepetellida; Haliotidae
Product: enhancer of polycomb homolog 1-like
Exons: 15
Coding region: 197-2506 (769 amino acids)
Biological process (GO): regulation of transcription by RNA polymerase II
Cellular component (GO): piccolo histone acetyltransferase complex
Source: RefSeq, a predicted model, not a curated record
UCGUAGAAAAUAUACUGGGUUUGCGGACUUUGGGUAAACUAGGGCGACGUUCUAGUGCUAGAUUUAGACCUUCGGCAAAAUGUAUUGACACUAUCGUUUGGUUUCAGUGUGGUAGAGUCCGCAAUUGAGGGCUCUAACCGUCACUUUGUACGAAAACUUCCUUGAACAGGCUCAUUAGCAUAUCUAGGGUGGCAAGAUGAGCAAGGUAUCGUUUAGGGCUCGGGCGCUGGACGCCACGAAGCCCAUGCCUGUUUUCAGGGCGGAUGAGAUACCUGAUCUACCUGAUUUUGCAACGAUCAACAGAUCUGUACCUCUGAUGCCGACUGGAAUGGAAAAAGAAGAGGAAACGGAGCACCAUCUUCAGAGAGCCUUGUCCGCACAGCAGGUCUAUGGGACAUCCGAGGCACUGGUUAUUCCUAUACCUGAAGUGGAGGAUAUUGCCGAGAAGUAUGACCAAUAUUACAAGCAGGACUUCAAACUGGGGAAGCAGUACAUCCACAUUCAGGCGUUUGGUAUGGACCAGGAGAUACCGGACUAUGACAUGGACAGCGAAGACGAGGGCUGGCUCAAUGAGCAGGCCAAGAAGAUGGAGAUCACGCCUCUCAAGUUUGAAGAGAUGAUGGAUAGGUUGGAAAAGGGCAGUGGUCAGCAGGUGGUUACCCUCCAGGAAGCUAAGUUGUUACUGAAAGAGGAUGAUGACCUUAUCAUUGCUGUGUAUGACUAUUGGCUCAAUAAAAGGUUACGCACACAACAACCAUUGAUAGCAACUGUGAAGACAGAGAAGCGAGAUGGGUCAACAACUAAUAACCCAUACGUGGCCUUCCGACGGAGAACUGAGAAGAUGCAAACUAGAAAGAAUCGCAAAAAUGAUGAAGUCUCAUACGAGAAAAUGCUGAAACUCAGGAGGGACCUCAGUCGAGCAGUUACAUUGCUGGAGGUGAUCAAGAGAAGGGAAAAGUCCAAGAAGGAGUUGCUUCAGUUAACGAUCGAAGUUUUAGAGAAAAGGUACCAAAGUGAAGAUUUUGAUGGCAAGUUGUUAGCUCAUGCUGAAGCUGAACGGCAUAAGCAUCCGUCUUUCAUUCCACCAUUUAGUCUCUCAAAGUCUGGGGAGUGGGUCCAGGGGGUGAAUGGGGAUAUUGCCCCCAAACCCAAGAAGCGAGCAUAUCGAAAACGGAAACAAUCCCAGCAGCAACAGCAUCAUCACCAUCACAACCACCAUCAUCAAACGUCCAACAUUACCUCAUCCCACUACAGCGAAGUGGACAUCUUGCAUCCAGAUAUAGACAGCUCUGAUGAUGAUGGGCUUUCUCCUGGUAUGUCUCCAUCUGAUCAUGAAGAUGAAAAUGAUCCUGAUGGUCCAUUUGCCUUCAAGAGAAGGAAACAUUGUCAUUAUUUCACUCCUCUCAUGGGUCGUCAAGGCAACUGGUCCUGGUGUAGUCCUGAUGAAGGUGGCCUUGGUGAUAAAAAAUACAGAUAUUCUCUCAUGUCACUACCUCCUCCAAGAAACUGUGUUGGGUUCUCCCGGCGGCGAGUUGGUAGGGGUGGGCGAGUCAUUAUGGACCGAGCGUAUACACCCUGGGACGAUGGCCUAGACAGACUCGACCUGGGUGAUCCCUCACAUUCACCUGAAGUGCUCGGUGAAUAUGUCACAUAUAUACGGGAAAGAAAAAUUCCUCAUUUUCGUCCAAAAACUCCGCCCCCUGACAGUGACUCAAGGCAUGGUAGUCGGUCACCGUCAAGUACUCCAGUGUCUGUUGAGUUUAACUUUGAGACCUUCCAGUCUCACAAAGAACAGUUGCUUGAAAUGAAACGGGAACAGGAGGAAAAACUGCUUCAACUUGAAGCAUCUGAGAUAGACUCAUCUGUGAUUCUGGGCCAAUCUUUCUCAUCACAACCAACCUCAAGGUUUACAUUGGACUCUGCCAGUGCCGAGUUUGCUGUGAGUGCAGUGAUGAAUUCUUCUCAGCUUCCCAGUGCAAAUAUUGGUGCUACAACUACUACUACUACUACAUCCACUUCCUCAUCCUCAUCGAACAAUUUAACUGCCCCCUCUGUUUCAUUACCCCCUGUGUCAACAUCACCAUCAUCGUUGUUGUCAGCGUCACUAACUGCACCACCAAUUCUUGUGACAACACAGACGACCACGCCUACACCACCAACAGUUGCUGUCACAACAAAUGGACCAUUGAUAGACAGUAAAACAAGUGGACUUUCAACCUCACCAGCAGCUAACAUUCUUCAGUUAAACUUCCCUCUCAAUGUGUGUUCAGUGACAACGGCAGCAGUUACAACAGCUUUGACAGCAGCUACGUCGGUGAAGGUGUCUUCGGCAUCAACGUUCAUGAAGCCCACUGUAAACAACAAAGUGAUGCCAGCCAACACCAGCACAUUCAAGCUAUCAACAACACCGGCCACAGCACUCAAUUUGCUCAAACAAAACCAUGAAGACCACAAUGCUGUGAGCACCUUUAACAAAGACCAAGUUUUGCCAAUGGAUGUUACUUGAUGGUCGGAGAGAGUAGUCUGCUGAUUAUUUACUCUUCAACACUGAGUGUGGGCUGGUACUGCCACCUGCUAGUGGCCCACACUCCUGCCCUACCAGUCUGACUCGCGAUGGAGUUGGUGUAGUGCCAGACGACAGAACUCUUCAUAACAACAGCCAUUCGUACAACUCUGGCUGCAGUGCAACACCACAUGUAGAAAAACAUGCUUCGGGAUGGGCAACACUCAUUGUAUUGUUUAGAAUGUUGUGCAUAUAUUCUUGUACAAGUGAUGUGGGGACUAACAACAGAAAUACUUGUCAUGUGUGAAGUGCUUAUGAUUAAAUCUAGAUGCUACAUGUUACAGCUGUUGUCCAGUUAAACACCCAUGAUAGUGAUGCUGCAAUUCUACGGGUAAUUCUAUGGAAUGCGUGUGUGUGACAUAUAAAUGGAAUGUGUUAUGUUAUUCAUCUUCUACAUUCUCCCUCAUCUCCAUGUUUAUCAAGUGCUUGACCAUUACUUCCCAGUGUGUAUCACAGGUAGUGAUAGACAGGCAUCAACUGCUUGACAAUUUACUUCCUAUAACACAGACAGAUAGACAGGCGUCAGAUGGGUAUCUGCAAUCACUUAUUCCAAUUUGAUAAGAUUCUGGAGAAGUUGAGUGUUACAUAUUCAGUUUUCAUACUUGUUAAAAUCAUGUUAGAAAAUAUGAUUCUUAAAGAUCCCUAGGUUAUUAGUAAACAAAUCAAGUGAGUUCCUUGACAUGGUAUGUUGCAAUCAUGUCAGUACUGAAAUGGGCAGAUCCUCUUGUUUCAAGAUAAGUUCAGUUGUAAUCAAGAGAUGUAUGGGAAGUACCGUAUAAUUCUUAGAAGCAAAACCUGCAUUCAAGAACAGAAAAGGAACUUCCAUGGUAUGAUCGAAUAUGUGCAUGAAAUCCAGAGUGCCAAAAUAUUCACUUUAACAUCUGUAAUAAAUUAAGCUCAUCUGGUAAACUGACCCGUUCAAGUAAUCCUGUACAAGCCCUGUUACAACAUGUCAGUGUAAGGAAUAAAGUUAACUUGUGAGAGAAAGUUUUGCAACAAUUGUAGAAAAUGACACCAUAAUGUUUUCCCUAACCUUUCAUCUGAUCCAUUCUGGAGACAUUCAUAUGGACUAAGCUGCCACUCAAAGGAGGUAACUCAUGUUGCCUGUUACUGACAAUGGUAGAAUUCUUUUGAUAAAUUUUCUUAUCCUCUUACUUGAACUUGAGAGUAUUUCUUAUGAAGUUUGUUUAUUUUGUGCUUAAUGGUCAGUAGUAACUAUUAUUAGGAGUACAUGUAUGUCAGACAUCAGAAUAAGUUGUCUCACACGUACAAUGUUUCUUUGUCCAUUGGUUCUACACCCACAGAAGUAGUAAGCAGGUAUAUAUGUAGAAACAGCUUGAAUUAAGGUGCUUGUAAAUUAAAUGAUGAGCACAGGAGAAAAAUCAAAAGACAUGAUCAUAGAUUAAAGCUUUCACCAUUAUCUCAACCAGUUGUUAGUGCCUGGGGCGUGUCCAUCUUGAUGAAAACACUGAGUAAGUGAACUUCUACAGUGUAUAAAUGAGACUAAAACAUUUUCUAUGCAGUCAUCUGGAACAAAUUCUGAAACUGCAAAAUUGGAAAUGUCUGAAAAUAAAUGUUUUGCAUCUUGACAAAAUUACCAUAAGCAAAGUUUGUUUUUGAAUGUGAUCAUUGAAGAAUGUGAAGUUGUUAGUGAUGCUAUGAAGCUGAGAAUGUUGGAGAUUCUCUGUGUACCAGUUAGUGAGAUGCGUGUGAGUUGCCACAUAUUGUGUGGCAGUUUGAGUGGCUGCAUACUAUGUGGCAUUGUAUCAGCAGAGGCACUGGAACGCUGAUCAUGAACUCCCACACAAACAUCUUUUACCAUAACUGUAAAUAAUUUUUAAUUUUAAAUAAGGUACUAUUUUGCCAUCCAGUUAAUAUUUUUCUCCCUUUUUUUUUCCCCUCAGGAAAUAGGAUGUUAAGUUAUAGGGUACUACUAAAAAAAGCUGAGGACCACCCGAUUCUUUCAUAUGGGUUACAGAUGACAAGUAACUAGAGUAAUAUGAAAGAAUCUGGUUGUCAUUAACCUAUUUUAGUUUAUUUAUGUAUAUCAUAGCUUGAAAAAUUUCACAUCGUUUCUUAUAAAUAUAUAUGUACGAAUGUUACAUGUAAAAAAUUAUUUUAAGAAUAACAAAUGAAAUUUUUCUUCAAAAUGAACGAAACUUUUAAAAAUUCACUGCUCUUUAUAAACCAGUACUGUUUGUAGAAUCACAAUCCUCUAGAAUAUCGCGCUAAAGUAUAGAUGCUGAAGUUCUGUAUUAUGUUUGUUACACACUUCCUAAGUGGCUUUUUCUUGUUGAUGUUAUGUAACAUAGAUGUAUGUUGUCAGAUGUUGAUUUUCUGUUAGAUGUGGAUAUAGAUUAGGGAGCACUUAAAAUCAAAUGCUGAACACAAUACAUGCUCUGUGUUGCUCUACAAUAUAUUUUGGAUAUUUCAGAAAAAAAUUGUACUUGUCUUGAAAUAAUAGUUUGUUCAUAUCUCCAAUAUAUAAAAUUGUAAAUGUAUGGGAGGAUAUGUCAGUGUUGUACACAGGAAAUCAAAUUCUUUCUGCAAACUUAGCUGACUGAAAUCGUGGAACAUGUAUCACUGUUAAUGAAUGUAAAGUCAACUCAUGAUGGACUAUAGAUGGCCAUGGAGAAAUAUUAUGUCCCCUUAACAAUCCCACUUCUAAUCCUUAAGCAUGUUGAUUUGAGGGUAAUGUUUUUCAGGGUUAGAACUUGUAAUGUUAAAACAAUUGGGAAAUUCAAUUAUCCCGCAGUAAUAUUUUGACAGCCCUGUGCUAGUGUUAAGUUCUAACCCUGUUUUUUGCAGUUUAUUCAGAUAUUCCAAACUGUUUUAUCAUUCAUUUGGUAUUGGUAUAUCAAGUGUUGACUGUAUUGCUAGGAAAUCUUCUUUAACUUUACUUUCAGAAAUGAACUAACUUGUUUUACAGUAAAGCUCAUUUGGCAGUUAUAUUCUUGUUGGCAUCAAGCUUAGGAGUGCCGACAUAUACAACAGAUGAAAACUGCUGUAGGUCCACAUUCCAUGUAGAUACUUAAGUUGUUUACCAUCUUAUUUUCAGCGUUCCAAUACCUUGCAACCCUAGCCAAACCUCAAGUCAUGUGUGAUUGCCAUUCUGACAUCUUGUGUGAUUCAUACUCCGAAAUUCUUAUGCUUACUCAUGAUUAAUUCUGCGAUUGUUUUGGGUUUUUAUUUGUUCAAUCUUCAAAUUUUAAGGUAUGGAAUACCUUAUGAACUGUUUAGAUAUGAGGUUGUCAACAACCAGUUUAAACAACUCAAAUUGAAUCUACAUUGCUAUUUUGCAUCUUCAAAAUUAAUGCUCCAAUACAUUUGGACAGAAAAUUGUCAGUUACACUGUAGAGAAGUGGCUCUACAUCAGGACACAUAUCUGGCUGGGGUCAUAUUGAGUCCUUGUUGCCAAAGGGUGACUGGAGAUUUGGCUUGUACUUCUGUAAGCUAGCCGGACUGACUGAUUGACGGAGAACUUGCUGAAUGUAGAAUGACGAUUUCCUUCAAAGCACGGCUGGGUUAGAGAUUGAGCAAUGAUCUGUGAUAUUGGGGGUGUGAGUGUAUGCACACCAGGUUUUCAUGAGAAUAAUAAACAUUUGUACAGAGUCGAGAAACAAA